Cucurbita pepo subsp. pepo (vegetable marrow) is the source of this 2460-nucleotide messenger RNA. RefSeq lists its product as uncharacterized. NCBI's taxonomy places the organism in Eukaryota, Viridiplantae, Streptophyta, Magnoliopsida, Cucurbitales, Cucurbitaceae. The record is from RefSeq and is a predicted model, not a curated record.
AUUGCCAAUGUGAUAGAACUUCAGGAUGGCAAUUUAUUGCUGCUAUGAUAUUGGUGCAGGAUGAGGAUAGGGUGUCUGCAAAAUGGUGGAGGGGUCAUACUGUGAAAGUGCAUGGUGCUCCUUCUCCCUCAUAAAUUCGUGGUGGACCAAAAAUUUAGCAGGCCGGUUUCAGCAAAGCAAUUGAUACCAUGGAUUGUUUCUGUCCAUGUAAAUGAAGCAUGAGACUGGAGAGCGUGAGAAGACCAGAGCUGUCUUGUGUCUUGUAUGGUGGGCCGACAUAAGGACGAAGUUUGGUGCAAUUUGAAUCCGAUGGAGCUUUCUUGAGGACCACAUCACCUACAAUAGACAAUUUUUUAUGCAGACAUUUGCCGGAAUUAAGUUGCAUCGGAAAGUUCCUCCAACGUUUAUUGACGUGCAAAUAUGUAUUGGAGAAAAAUGGAAGUGCCAGGACUAGGAGGAGGUUGAAGCGUGUUUCCCACACUAAUUGCCAGCGAGUAGGUGUGUUAAAUACCAUGAUUGCUCUUUCCACUUAAUUGUGAAGAGAAAGACGAGUACAGAACCAGUCGGUUUUCUUUCAGUGAAAUGGAAAGUGGCCUUCCCAUGCUUAACUGUCUGUUACAACACACUUUAAGGAGUCUAUGUUUGUCAUCAGAAUCUUGUAGCUCUACCUCUUCCAAGUGGGUUUACGCCAUUUUCUGGAGGAUCCUCCCUAGAAACUUUCCUCCACCCAAGUGGGAGUUCGGUGGGAGUGCUCUUGAUCGCUCUAAAGGAAACAAGAGGAACUGGAUUCUUGUUUGGGAAGAUGGAUUUUGUGAUUUCCAUGAAUGUGAAAAAGCAGCAAGUGGAUGUAUUGCAGGGAGGUUUGGACUUGAUCUCUUCUUCAAAAUGUCUCAUGAGGUUUACAGUUAUGGAGAAGGGUUAGUGGGAAAAGUUGGAGCAGAUAAUAGUCAUAAAUGGGUUUUCAGAGAUAACGCAACUGAAAGUGAUCCGAACCUCAUCUCCUCGUGGAACUCAUCCAUUGAGCCUCAACCUCGAGCAUGGGAAUCUCAAUUUAAAUCAGGCAUUCAGACAAUUGCGGUCUUUGCUGUACGAGAAGGCGUAGUUCAAUUGGGCUCUUUUGAUAAGGUCCAGGAAGAUCUCAAUUUAGUGAUUAAUGUACAGAGGAAAUUCAGCUACCUGCAUAGCAUGCCAGGUAUUUUUGCGGUUCAAAGGCCCUACCUUCCUAGCCAACAUCCAUACGUUUUAAAGCCAGAUGUCCAGAUGAUCGAAAACCAAUCAACUGGGUUGAAGCGAUUGUUCAGCUCCAUGCUUGAUGAAUCUUCUAUCAAAUCCAUCAACUUAGGCUGGAACACCCCACAACAUCCCUCGGCUUCUGGAUCGCCAGUGUGGCCAAUCCCACCUCUUCUUCCUUCCACUUCAUGCAGUCUUAGAACUUUUAAAUCAAAGUUGCCUUCUAAUAGUACCCCACGUUGUGAAGCCAAUGAAUGUUUCAAUUCAGUUCAACUCAUGUCCAUUAACCACCCAAACCCGAAUACAAUGAAGGCUACCAACUCAGAAGUGAAGAUAGAAACCUCCAGCCAGUUAGAUGCAGCCCAAGAAACAGAAGAGAAACCAAGUUGGAAAAACCCUGGUCGUCUGGGGUUUGAGGAUGGGAUGGUGACAGAAUUGGGAUUCAGACUUGGAGAGACAAGUCAAAAUGGUCUAAGCCUCAAUUAAUCAAGGAAAAGUAUCCUUGCAACACAUUAUUGUCACAGAAAGGAUGAAUUUGGUACUUGCAUGGAUUUGGAUGGUUGGUUAGGAGGCACCGAAAUUGUAUAAUCACUUUUUUGAGUUAUCUGUUAACAAAAAUAUCUAGCCACUUAAGUAGCUUAAUUAGAAAACAAAGAUGCCUUCAUCUUUGAUAUCUGUCUUUGAUGUUAUUAUUAGCAUGGUCAGUGGUGGGAAAUGAAAUGCCUUUCAGCCGUAGUACUUGAAAUUGAAAGCAGAACGGAUUAGUUUGUGGCAUUGGCUGCUGUGCAUUAUCUGCACUGUUAAGUGUUGUUAUUUGAGGAUCAAAGGGUGAAUGUACGUGAUAGUGAUGAUAAAGGGAUCCAUCCAUUCAUUGGGGGCAGAGUGGGGUUCCACUCCGAUGGCCUAUCCCAAUCCUUCUGCAGGUAGUAGUAGUAGUGCACCAUAGGCAAUGGUCCCCUGGAAACAAAUUGGAAGAGAGAGGCAUGACAAGAGAGUGUUAGAAUUUGGGUCAAGUUGUCUUUCCCAUAUGAAUACCCAUCACCCGACACAAUGGAUGGUCCCAGCCAUUUAGCUUUUUAGUUUCUUUCUAUUCUUCUUUUUCAUCUUUAUGGAGCUAUGAUAUGAAUACGAGUUGCUGCUUGUGGGGUCGCUUCCUAUUUAAUUAAAAGCUGAUGAUAUGUACCAUUGUCUUGGCUAAAGAUCUUUGGAAAUAGAUUUUGUUUCUCUUAA